UUUGAUAUGCUCAAUGCAGACAACUGGUAUCCAUGGAAGAGAUGCAUGCAAGCACUACUGAGAGAGCAGAAUCUCCUCAGCCAUGUUGACAGCAGCAGGAUGAGAGAGUGGGAUGAGAUAGACAUGAGGGCACAGAACCAGAUUGAGCUGUGUGUGGGAUAUAUUGAGAUGGUGUACCUCAUUGGGGCACUGACAGUGGGACAAAUGUGGUCCCAGCUGAUCAUGGUCAAGGAGUUGAGGGGUGAGCUGGGGGCUAUGGCAAUUCAACAUUGA
Molecule: messenger RNA, 273 nt
Organism: Dacryopinax primogenitus
Lineage: Eukaryota; Fungi; Basidiomycota; Dacrymycetes; Dacrymycetales; Dacrymycetaceae
Exons: 2
Source: RefSeq, a predicted model, not a curated record